AUGUUUCGCCUGUUGCACUCGGUGAAGCGCCGUGUGCCACUACACAAGGCCAACGGAAAUCGAUUAUUAGUUUCCGCACGCGAAAAAGUAAAUCGUCGCAAUGUGCCGCGGUUCGAGACUCCCGCUGUACUCGAGUUUGAAGACGGUUCGCGCUUCCGCGGUGUUUCUUUUGGUGCAAAAAAGUCUACAGCUGGUGAAGUGGUCUUUACGACUGGGAUGGUUGGCUACCCAGAAGCAUUAACUGACCCGUCUUUUAAGGGUCAGAUCCUUAAUAUGACGUUUCCGAUGAUCGGCAACUAUGGUGUACCCGAUACGAAAGCAUUAGACAAGUAUGGUCUUCUUCAAAAUAUUGAGUCAGACCGCAUCCACGCUGCAGGUAUGAUUGUACAAGAUUACUCGACUCAUCACAGUCAUUGGAACGCCGCGCAGUCGUUGUCCGAGUGGCUUGAAAGUGAAGGCAUUCCCGGUAUCAUGGGCAUUGAUACACGUGCUAUUACCAAAAAAAUUCGGGCACACGGCGCUAUGGCUGGCCGUAUUAUUGUUGAAGGCUGCGACAAACCCAAUCUUAUUGAUGUAAAUGAGGCAAAUCUUGCAUCCCUUGUCUCGACAAAAGAGAUCAUUACCUAUGGCAAGGGGAAUCCACUGAAGAUACUGGCUGUUGAUUGCGGUAUCAAGUACAAUAUUAUAAGAGAACUCGUAAAACGUGGCGCUGAGGUUAAGCGUGUACCCUGGAACCAUGACAUUUCAUCAGAAUUUGGCUGGUACGAUGGCCUCUUUAUCUCUAACGGUCCCGGAGAUCCGGCCAUCAUGAAAGAAACGACGGCUCAGCUACAAAAAGCGCUUGCUUUACAAGGAAAUGAUGUUAAACCGAUCUUUGGGAUCUGUCUUGGGAAUCAGCUGCUUAGUCUUGCUGCUGGUGCUAGCACUUACAAGCUGCCAUUUGGCAACCGUGGUCAGAACCAACCCGUGCACAACUGUAAGACUGGUCAGAGCUAUAUUACGGCUCAGAAUCAUGGCUACGCUGUGGAUGGCAAUACUUUGCCUAGCGACUGGGAUGAAUUGUUUGUAAAUCUGAACGACGGCACAAAUGAGGGAAUAAUUCACAAGUCAAAGCCUUAUUUCACUGCACAAUUUCAUCCAGAGCACGCUGGCGGUCCCACAGAUACAGACUUUCUCUUUGAUACAUUCCUCGAUGCUGUACGCAACAAAGAGAAGGGAGCGAUUAAGAGUUUGGUUCAGCGUCCUCAUAUUGAACGACCAAAGGUGAAGAAGGUGCUUGUUCUAGGUUCUGGCGGUCUCUCAAUAGGUCAGGCUGGUGAAUUCGACUACUCUGGCUCACAAGCUAUCAAAGCAUUGAAGGAAGAAAAUAUUGAGACGAUUCUAAUCAAUCCGAAUAUUGCAUCGGUGCAGACUAAUAUUGACCGUUCGAGUGAAGCACAAGCCAGUAAUGUGUACUAUCUCCCGGUGAACGCGGACUUUGUUGAGCAAGUAAUAAAACGAGAGCGUCCAGAUGGUAUUUUGAUCUCUAUGGGUGGUCAAACUGCACUCAAUUGCGGUGUGGAGCUUGACAAGCGUGGGAUACUUAAGAAAUACGGCGUGCAGGUGCUCGGUACCCAAAUUGAUGUAAUCAACUACACUGAGGAUCGUGAGCUCUUUAACGACAAGCUGGCCGAAAUUAAUGAGAAGAUUGCACAGAGCGAAGCCGUUGAGUCGGUAGAAGACGCCGUUCAGGCGGCUUAUCGUAUUGGAUUCCCUGUAAUGAUUCGAUCUGCUUUCGCACUUGGGGGUCUGGGCUCAGGUAUAUGUGAAGACGAAGCGCAUCUACGUACAAUGGCGAAACAAGCGUUCUCUGGUAGUCCCCAAAUUUUAGUCGAACGCUCUAUGAAGGGCUGGAAAGAAGUUGAGUACGAGGUCGUGCGUGAUGCUGCUAACAACUGUCUGACAGUGUGCAACAUGGAAAAUUUUGAUCCGCUGGGCAUUCACACGGGCGAAUCAAUCGUAAUUGCGCCUUCUCAAACGCUUUCAAACCGCGAGUACCAUAUGCUGCGUGAAACUGCUGUCAAGGUGGUGCGUCAUCUUGGGAUCGUCGGUGAAUGUAACAUCCAGUACGCCUUGAACCCUGAAUCCGAAGAGUAUUGUAUUAUUGAAGUGAAUGCACGGCUUUCGCGUUCCAGCGCACUGGCCUCCAAGGCCACGGGUUACCCUCUUGCGUUUGUGGCGGCUAAACUUGCCCUGGGUAUCAAUUUGCCUGACUUAAAGAAUUCGGUAACCAAAAGUACAACUGCUUGCUUUGAGCCCUCCCUAGACUAUUGCGUUGCGAAGAUGCCACGAUGGGAUCUCGCCAAGUUUGACAAUGUCAGCACAGAAAUCGGUUCGUCGAUGAAAAGUGUUGGUGAAGUCAUGUCCAUUGCACGUACGUUCGAAGAGGCGAUUCAAAAGGCUCUGCGCAUGGUUGAACCUUCAAAUGAAGGUUUUGAGCCGCGCUAUGAAGAACUAUCUCACGAAGAACUCGUUAAAGCACUUGGCAAACCCACGGAUCGACGAAUUUAUCAAAUUGCACAGGCUUUAAAGACUGGCCAAUUAUCAAUUGAGCAAGUGCACGAGAUUACAAAGAUUGACACGUGGUUCCUCAGCCGCCUGCAAGCUAUUUGUGACUGCGAUGUGAAUUUGACUGGGAAAAAGCUUUGCGAUGUAAGUGCUGAGGAGAUAAUUGAGGCUAAAAAGCUCGGAUUCGCAGACCGACAACUAGCUCGUAUGUUUAGCUGUACAGACGACGAAGUGCGUGCGAGGCGCAAGGAGCUUGGUAUCGUGCCAGCGGUGAAGCAAAUCGAUACAUUAGCGGCUGAGUAUCCAGCACAAACCAAUUACCUAUACAUGACGUACAACGGUACCGAACACGAUGUUCCUGCUCAAGACCCGAAUGAUGGUGUGAUUGUAUUGGGCAGCGGUGCUUACCGAAUUGGAAGUUCUGUCGAGUUCGACUGGUGCGCUGUGAGCUGCAUUCGUACACUGCGCAAACUUGGCCAUCGAGCUGUGAUGCUGAAUUAUAAUCCAGAGACGGUGAGCACGGACUAUGACGAGUGUGAUCAGUUGUACUUUGAAGAACUAUCGAAGGAGCGCGUGAUGGAUGUCAACGACCGUGAGGGCGUCCAAGGCGUCGUGGUAUCCGUGGGCGGUCAGAUCCCAAACAACCUUGCGCUGCCGCUGCACAAGGCUGGCGUCAAGAUUCUUGGCACGCACCCAACUAUGAUUGACAGCGCCGAAGAUCGAUACAAGUUCUCCAAGCUGAUGGACAAGGCCGGUGUGCCGCAGCCUGCAUGGAAGGAGCUGACGAGCCACGAAGAUGCUCGCAAAUUUGCUGAGCGCGUGGGAUACCCUGUGCUUGUGCGUCCGUCUUACGUAUUAAGUGGAGCGGCCAUGAACGUUGCCUACUCGUUUGAGGAACUAAAUAACGUUCUAAAUCAAGCCGUAGCUGUGUCUGCUGACCAUCCUGUUGUCAUUACCAAAUUCGUGGAGGGUGCGAAGGAGCUGGAGCUUGAUGCUGUGGCCAGGGACGGCAAAGUUGUCGCCGCUGCAAUUUCCGAGCACGUCGAGAAUGCCGGUGUGCAUAGUGGUGAUGCCACACUGGUUUUGCCGCCUGUUGAGGCCAGUUCGUUCUACACGAACCAGAUUAAGCGCAACGCUGAGAAAAUCGCUAAAGCACUUAAUAUCUCUGGUCCCUUUAACGCACAGUUCUUGGCUAAGGGCGCUGAUGUGAGCGUAAUUGAAUGCAAUUUACGCGCCUCACGUUCGUUUCCGUUCGUGUCAAAAACAACUGGCGCCGAUUUUAUCAACGCUGCCACAAAAGUGAUGGUAGGCGAGUCAACGGACAAUGACAAUCUACCUCCUCUUGAUGGCCCAAAGCGUCCAGAGGGUUAUGUCGGCAUUAAGGCCCCCAUGUUCUCGUACACUCGUUUAGGUGGAGCUGACCCGCUAUUGGGUGUUGAAAUGGCGUCGACAGGUGAAGUGGCAUGCUUUGGCAAGAACCGCCACGAGGCGUUCUUAAAGGCGCUCAUCUCGUCGAAUUUCAAAUUACCCAAGAAGAACAUUUUGCUCUCAAUGCAGGACAAGUUUUCGGAAGAGUUUGUACAUGCAGCAUACAAGAUGCACGAACUCGGCUACUGCUUGUACACGACCCAAAAAACGCAUGCUUUCUUAAAAAAGUACGACAUUCCGUCAACUAAAGUAGAUUUUCCAUCGGACGGUGACAGCGCGAAUAAUGCGCUUAACCUGAUAAAGGAUGGCAAGAUUGAUCUAGUUGUCAAUUUGCCCAAUAACCAUAGCCAACAGAUGGAGAAUAACUACCAGAUUCGUCGCACAGCGGUGGAUUUCUCCGUUCCCUUAUUGACCAACAUUAGUCUUGUUCAGCUCUUUGUCGAGGCCAUGGCCAUCCACAAGAACAAACCUAUGCUAGGUCUUGAGCCAGACAGUUUAUUUGACUACUACAAACGUGAAAACGACGAGGAUGCGUGGACAGACGUGCAUGAAUUCCAUUAA
Molecule: messenger RNA, 4536 nt
Organism: Plasmopara halstedii
Lineage: Eukaryota; Oomycota; Peronosporomycetes; Peronosporales; Peronosporaceae
Product: carbamoyl-phosphate large subunit
Exons: 1
Coding region: 1-4536 (1511 amino acids)
Biological process (GO): 'de novo' pyrimidine nucleobase biosynthetic process; L-glutamine metabolic process
Cellular component (GO): cytoplasm
Molecular function (GO): ATP binding; metal ion binding; carbamoyl-phosphate synthase (glutamine-hydrolyzing) activity
Source: RefSeq, a predicted model, not a curated record